UUGGCGAAGGCGUCGCUCAGAAAAGUCCUUCGGCCCUGUCUGCCAGCUUUGCGUCCGGUCUCUCCCUUUUUCUGUUAAAUGCCUGUUUUCUAGUCGCUCUCGUUGCGGAGAUGGUGAACUACCAGGCUACACCCAACUCCAACUACCCUAGGCCUCCGCGGCAGUUCUCACCCUCACAAACUGAGGCGAGCUGAACUUCUGAUUGGGCUUAACGUCUUGUCAAUCUCCGAGUUUUUCCAAUCAGAAGUCGAGUCCUCCCAGCUUCCAGCUCUUCCAUUGGCCUGUGUGCCCGGGAAGGUGGAGGAAGAAGGGUAAAGCGAGGUCGCGCGAGAGCGGCGCUCUGUUCUCAGUGCGCAGGUGCGAAGUAGCUGGCAGGGGCCCGGGCCGGGGGCGGGCUUGAAGACGCGUCUUUGGGUUUUGGACACUGUGACAGAGCCAGCUCGGUGCACCGCUUGGGCGCAAAGCCUUUGUCAGGGUCCCGGCCGAGAACAAGGCCUGCGAGAUUCCCAAUGGUGUCCAUGACUUUCAAACGGAGCCGCAGCGACCGGUUCUACAGCACCCGGUGCUGCGGCUGCUGCCAUGUCCGCACUGGGACGAUCAUCCUGGGGACCUGGUACAUGGUGGUGAACCUGUUGAUGGCAAUUUUGCUGACGGUGGAAGUAACUCAUCCAAACUCAAUGCCAUCUGUCAACAUUCAGUAUGAAGUCAUUGGCAAUUACUAUUCAACUGAGAGAAUGGCAGAUAAUGCCUGUGUCCUUUUCGCCGUCUCCGUGCUCAUGUUCAUCAUCAGCUCGAUGCUGGUGUAUGGAGCAAUUUCUUAUCAGGUGGGCUGGCUCAUUCCCUUCUUCUGCUACCGGCUGUUCGACUUCGUCCUCAGUUGCCUGGUUGCUAUCAGCUCUCUCACUUACCUGCCAAGGAUCAAAGAGUAUCUGGAUCAGCUGCCUGACUUCCCUUACAAAGAUGACCUCCUGGCAUUGGACUCCAGCUGCCUCGUGUCCAUUGUCCUGCUGUUCCUCGUCUCAUUCAUUAUUUUCAAGGCUUACCUAAUCAACUGUGUGUGGAACUGCUAUAAAUUCAUCAACAACAGAAACACGCCGGAGAUUGCUGUGUACCCUGCCUUUGAGGCGCCUCCGCAGUAUGUGUUGCCAACCUACGAAAUGGCAGUGAAGAUGCCCGAGAAGGAACCGCCGCCUCCUUACAUACCCGCCUGAGGACACUCGGCCUUUGUCAAUAAACCCUAUACCAGCUUUUCGUCUUGUUUAUUUUACAGAAUGCUGCAAUACAGGGCUCUUCAAACUUUUUUGAUAUAAACUACCUUUUCCUUUGUUUAAGCAUUUAUUUUCAAACACUAACAAGCUUUUUGGACAUCUAUUAAAAGUCAAGGUUUUUUGUUAAGUCUAUCACAUUCUAGUGGGUUUCCAAGACAAUCGAGGAGAAGCGAGAGCAAAGUGCCAUUGUUUGCCUUUCAUUGGGGGGUGGGAGGGGCGUUCUCUACACAUUUCCUUUUUUAACUUUGCACUUUCUUUAUACGAUAGUUUGCAUUUUGGUUGUUUGCUGCCCUGGAUCCUUUCAGGAGAAACGAGUAAGAUAUUCAGGGUGAGUGAGUUGGGUGUAAGAUCUGAGGUUUUUAGCUCUGAACGCAGGAAGAAGACGCAACAUUGUAACGUGACUGUGGAAGGCGAUAGUUGCAUGUUUCUAGUUUGUAUGUGGUUUCAUCUUUGUGAUAAGAUGCUUUAAUAAAUCUCUUAAACUUU
Messenger RNA from Phyllostomus discolor (pale spear-nosed bat), 1754 nucleotides. It is a transcript of the gene LAPTM4A, whose product is annotated as lysosomal protein transmembrane 4 alpha. The transcript has 7 exons. NCBI's taxonomy places the organism in Eukaryota, Metazoa, Chordata, Mammalia, Chiroptera, Phyllostomidae. Bases 510 to 1211 code for a protein of 233 amino acids. Gene Ontology annotation, cellular component: lysosomal membrane. The record is from RefSeq and is a predicted model, not a curated record.